CCCUCCCUCGCUCUUACCACGAAGCUCAAGCCGGACCUAGCUCAAGAAGAUCUAGAGCUAGCAUCCAGGCUUGAGAUCGAUAUAUACGAUCAUAUAUACGAUACGCACCGAUCGGGAGGUCGAUCAUCCAUGGGGAACUGCUUGAAGCUGCAGCGCGCCUCCGAGUCGUGGGUCGACGACGACGAGUGGGAGGUGGACGUGGUGGAGGGGAAGACGGCGGCCGGCGAGAACGAGAAGACGGAGCGGGUGGAGGUGAAGAUCAGGGUGACCAAGAGGCAGGUCCAGGAGCUGCUGCAGCAGGCUGCCCUGGACGGCAAGGGGAAGAGGGCGACGGAAAAGGUGCUGACGGAUCUGAUCAACUCCGGCACGGUGUGCUACCACGACGAUCACGAGACGAGGGGGCACUGGAGGCCGUCGCUGCAGAGCAUCACCGAAGCCGAAGAGCCUUGACUUCGAUAUGUAGGACAGUUCCAUGGAUCUCUUGAUUAUCAUGUGCGUAUAUAUAGUUGCUGUAUGUAGGAGUGCAGGCAUAGGUUUUUGGAUCGAGAUUCUAUUAGGAGAUGUACAGACUGCAGAAAUGCUGGUAGCAGAGAUUAUUUUUUGGGAGUUCCUCUUCUGGAAAUCUCUUAUAUUUUUCUACCAAUGUGUUUUUAGUCUGUAAUUAAUCCCGGGACCUUUCGAGUAUUCAGGGAUAGAGGAGACAUAUAUGAAAUGCUAUCUUCAAACGUAAA
This is a messenger RNA of Triticum dicoccoides, 731 nucleotides long. RefSeq lists its product as uncharacterized. NCBI's taxonomy places the organism in Eukaryota, Viridiplantae, Streptophyta, Magnoliopsida, Poales, Poaceae. The record is from RefSeq and is a predicted model, not a curated record. The transcript has a single exon. Bases 130 to 450 code for a protein of 106 amino acids.